AACAAGAGCGCAGCGCGCCACCUCUCUUGUUCUCUUCAUUCGCCUCCCACAACGCUGUCUACUCUAUCGUUCUUCAGGAUUAUGGCGUCGUCAAAUAUUAGAGAUAUUUUAACUUCAUUCAGUCCUUCUUUGGACUAUUUUGCCAUAUGUGCUGGAGAUGCUCGAAUCAAGAUAUGGGAUACUUUGAAGGGCCAGGUCCAAACUGAAUUUGCAGACAUCGCAUCAACUGAAAUGUCUAGUUUGUACGCUAAUAAACCGGAAAGAGGACAUCUUUCCGUUGAUUAUACAUGUAUGAAGUGGCUGGCUUUGGACAGAAAGAAAAAAAGAAAGCUUGGGAGUUCCUUGUUAGUGUUAGGAACUGGUAGUGGGAGUGUUUUAGCUCUUGAUGUGGCUGCUGGUCAGUUAAAAUGGAGAAUAAGCGACUGUCAUCCUGGGGGUGUUAGUGCUGUUUCCUUUGCUGCCCAUGGUUCAUGCAUUUACAGUGCGGGUGCUGAUGGAAUGAUUUGUGAGAUUGAUUCACUGACAGGAAAUCUGUUAGAGAAGUUCAGGGCUUCCACAAAGGGAAUAUCUUGUAUGGCUGUUUCUCCUGAUGGCAAGAUGUUAGCUACUGCUGCUGGACAAUUGAAGACUUUUAACUGUUCUGACCACAAAAAGACACAGAAGUUUUCUGGCCAUCCUGGAGCAGUUCGCUUUAUGAUGUUUACUGAAGAUGGGAAAUAUAUCCUCUCAUCUGCUGUUGGAGAAAGAUAUAUUGCACUCUGGAGAACUGAUGGUGGAAAAAAACAGUCAGCUAGCUGUGUUCUUUCGAUGGAACACCCAGCUGUUUUCAUUGAUGGCAAGUGCAUUGAUAGUGGGGAAGUUGAUGAUGCAGGUCUAUAUGUUUUGGCUAUCUCAGAAACUGGUGUUUGCUAUUUUUGGUAUGGUCAUAAUAUUGAUGAGUUACGCAAUACCAAGGCCACAAAAAUUUCAAUUUCCUCUGAAGAUAUUCUCUCUCAAAAUCAGAAAGGUGCAUUUCCUGCAAUUUUUGCUGCAAAAUUACAAGGCAUUGCCAAGCCAGCUUCUGCACAUGCAUUUGUUGCACAUGGCUUGCUAGUGAAGCCAUCAUUUCAGAAGAUUGUAGUGCAUUCUGGGACAGAUUUAAGUUUGCAUGGUUCUCAGGAUGGUGUUCUCCUGCCAAUGAGCCAGUCUGUCAUCAAAUCUAAGAAGGGGCUAGAUGUACGGAAUAGAGUCACAGCAUUGGACCGUGCGUACGCGGAGGACGCUGUACUUCCACUUCCAAAGAUUUUAGAUGUUCAUGAAAAGAAGAAUAGACAUCAAACUUUGAUUACUGACCCAGGUGAGGUAAUGGCUGAUUCACUUGACAGCAAAAGUCAACCAAAGUUUGUGGAGAGCAAAGGUGACACUGUAGAAAUGGAAACAGAGUCUGAAAUUAUUUGCAUGGAGGACAGACUGAGAUCCUUAGGAAUACUCAGUGGCAAAGAUGAUCCUAGAUUGAACUUAGCACUUAAAUCAACACUGUUUAAUGGUAUUGACCUUGAAUCUAAUAUACCUGAAAAGAAGAUGAGAGUUGCUGUUUUGUCAAUGUCACCUAGCAAUGCAUGCGAAUUACUGGAAGUCUUGGUUAACAUGUGGCAAUCUAGGUCAGAUAGGGGAAAACAUAUUCUUCAAUGGAUAUACAGUAUAUUGGUGAAUCAUAGUCAUCAUGUCUUGUCUCAGAAAUCAUUAAACCCGAUGAUUAAUUCCUUAUACAAGAUUACCAAAUCCAGAGAGGCGUCAUUUCAACCUUUGCUUCAAUUAUCAGGACGUUUGCAACUUAUAAUGGCACAGAUUGACAAAGCAACUGGAGACAAAAGUCAAAUCCUGGCACAUGAUGACCGAAUAGAUGAAAGUGAAGAUGAGGAUGAAGAUGUGGAAGAACUUCUUUAUGGGGAACUAGAUAAUGAAUCCCAAAUAAGUAGAAGUAGUGAUGAAGAUGACUAAACUGCAUGUUACUACAAGGGUUCAAAUGCUUCAUAUGGUUGUGCCCCUUACGCGGGUCCAAGGCUGAAAGGCUUAAUCUGACAAUGGCCAGCCGUUGGUCAUUUUGCACCAGCUUGUUGACUUAUUCUUGGUGCUGCAAUUUUGGUAACUUUAAGCUUUCCAUGGUCCAGCCUCACCAGGGUCUUGUCCCAUUCCUCUUUAUUCUUAAAAAUUGUAUCCCUCCUUUUCUUGUCCACUACCUUUUAUGGGUCGUGCUCAUGGGGUGAGAAUUCUUCUUUUCUUCAGGAUGAUUAUCAGAAGUUGAGAUGUAACAUGAAGAGAUAUAGAUAUAUUUUUUUGUCUUAAAUUUGUCAUCUCAUUGCCGAAAGUUUUACCCUCAAAACGCAAGGACGGGUAUGUGAGAGUUAUUUUGUUAUAAGAUAUAUAAGCCAAUUAUUUUUUGCCA
Messenger RNA from Mangifera indica (mango), 2425 nucleotides. RefSeq names its product WD repeat-containing protein 43. The transcript is spliced from 14 exons. Gene Ontology annotation, molecular function: protein binding. The record is from RefSeq and is a predicted model, not a curated record. The coding region runs from base 82 to 1980 and encodes 632 amino acids. Lineage: Eukaryota; Viridiplantae; Streptophyta; Magnoliopsida; Sapindales; Anacardiaceae.